Molecule: messenger RNA, 632 nt
Organism: Cryphonectria parasitica EP155
Lineage: Eukaryota; Fungi; Ascomycota; Sordariomycetes; Diaporthales; Cryphonectriaceae
Exons: 1
Source: RefSeq, a predicted model, not a curated record
GUAGACAUGGCUUCAUGGAAAUGGGACGUCGCUUUGAUCGGAUCGAGAAGUCACUAAGUGAUCUGAAUUCUCGAUUAGAUCGGGUGGAACAACUUGUUCAGGCAACUCAUCUGGGUGAGCCGAGGUCGCAGAGGCAGGAGAACCAACAACACCAACGUUUUGACGAACGUAUCGAGGGCGUUGAAGGACGUGUGGCGGACGUGGAGACCAGGCUAGAGGUUGGCCUCCAUGACCUGGCACAAGAUGUCGAGAAUCAGUUAUAUGAUGUGCGACACGAGUUCAACGACACAAUUACAGUUCGCAUUGAAGACGAGGUUGGCGUUGCGCAGAGCCAACUGGAGGACUUUGUCAAGGAUGAGCUUCGCAAUGUUGCUUCAGACGUGGAAGAGUCGGUCAAAGAGACGUUGAGAGAUGCGUUGGCCUAGGGACCUCAGUCGUCUGUCGCAGAUCAACGGUCCGAGUGCUUGGUUGCAUGUGGUGAUGUUAUGGGAUUGUUGGCUCACCAUAACACUAAUGCAGAAGGCAUCACGGGUGGUGGACAAUAGGAAAGAGUCUGCAGAGACUCUACAAACAAGGCCUGUUACGCUCCUCCCUAGUGCGGCACCAAAUCGACAGCACCUGGUGGUGCAUGC